Messenger RNA from Nematolebias whitei (Rio pearlfish), 753 nucleotides. Its product is annotated as myosin-IIIa-like. NCBI's taxonomy places the organism in Eukaryota, Metazoa, Chordata, Actinopteri, Cyprinodontiformes, Rivulidae. The record is from RefSeq and is a predicted model, not a curated record. The coding region runs from base 19 to 753 and encodes 244 amino acids. The transcript has 6 exons. Gene Ontology annotation, molecular function: ATP binding; protein kinase activity. Gene Ontology annotation, biological process: protein phosphorylation.
AGGAGAACUCUCUUAAAGAUGUUUCCACAAUCAGGAAAAUCGAUCGUCUUUGACAAUUUUCCGGACCCGACCGACGCCUGGGAAAUUAUUGAGACAAUUGGCAAAGGCACCUACGGGAAAGUCUACAAAGUUCUCAACAAAACGGAUGGAAGCAAAGCAGCUGUGAAGAUACUGGAUCCCAUCCAUGACAUUGAUGAGGAGAUUGAAGCAGAAUACAACAUCCUCAAAGCUCUUUCUGACCACCCGAAUGUUGUCAAGUUUUAUGGGAUGUACUACAAGAAGGAUCAGAAAUGUGGGGACCAGCUGUGGCUUGUACUGGAGCUCUGCAAUGGCGGCUCUGUGACAGAUCUGGCCAAAGGCAUGCUGAAGAGAGGAGACAGAAUGGAUGAAGCAAUCAUCGCCUACAUUUUGCACGAAGCUCUCAUGGGCCUGCAGCACCUGCACAUCAACAAGACCAUCCACCGGGAUGUCAAAGGCAACAACAUCCUGCUGACUACACAAGGAGGGAUCAAACUCGUGGACUUUGGUGUUUCAGCCCAGCUCACAAAUACCCGUCUGAGGAGGAACACCUCUGUGGGAACUCCCUUCUGGAUGGCUCCUGAGGUGAUUGCAUGUGAGCAGCAGCUAGACUCAACCUACGACGCCCGCUGCGACGUCUGGUCUCUGGGCAUCACUGCAAUCGAGCUGGGAGAUGGAGACCCACCUCUUUCGGACCUCCAUCCAAUGAGAGCCCUUUUUAAAAUACCAAGGUAA